Messenger RNA from Anopheles bellator, 4045 nucleotides. RefSeq lists its product as uncharacterized. The record is from RefSeq and is a predicted model, not a curated record. Bases 97 to 3747 code for a protein of 1216 amino acids. NCBI's taxonomy places the organism in Eukaryota, Metazoa, Arthropoda, Insecta, Diptera, Culicidae. The transcript has 4 exons.
UCCUCGAUUACAAGCAACGUGUGACCAACCGACGCCAACCCCAAUUCCAUCGGACUGGCUUAUGUUUUGUUGUGACGUCUUCUUUGGAAAACAAAAAUGCCGCCAACAGCCAGUAUCAGUGUUGAUAGUGAAAGCCCUCCGGCAGCGGUCCCGAACGUCCGGCGUUCGGUUCGUGUCUCAAGAAAAAGUGCCAAACCUUCCAUUGAAAGUGCUACGGUAACUGGGCGAGAUCGACGGCGUAAUAAAACCGGAAAAAGCAAUGCGCAAAAGUCGAGCAUCGGAAAUGAAAAUUCAGCUCAGACUCCGAACGCACGCUCUCCGACCCCAGCACUAACGAACGCAAGUGGUACGAAAGAUUUGCAUCUACUAAGUCCUUCAUUAGAGUUCGUUGGUCCGCACCACAUGCAGACGCGAUACAUUAAGCAAAGAAAAAAAUCCAUAUGCCCCAACCGCAGCAUGGUCAUUGCGCAACGAAACAUAACCACACGGACAAAGCCCAAGAAGCGGAUCGAGAACAAUGACGAUUUGUUGGCCAAAGCUGCGCAAUCCAUCGCCAUAAAGGAAUGCGUAGUCCUGUUGUCCGAUGUGAUGCGAGAAAAUGUGAAGGAAGCGCCUCUCCCACACACACGGCGUUCACGAACAUUCGAAGCAACUGCCAGUCUAGAUAUGGAAGGAUCGCUUAGCUCUCCACUGAAUGGAAGGUCGAAGCGCAAACACACAACCACUAAGACGACGACGGUUGACUCAGUGGUAUCGCCUCCGAAGAAGUCUUCAAUCGGCGAUGCGUCGGAUGUGGAACUAACGGAAGCAACAAAAUUACCAAGUGAAACAAAACAAAAUUCCAUCGUUGCAACAGACAAACUCACUCGGAUGAAGGGAAAGAAUCCUUUUAAUAUAAUAACCAUUUCUGUGAAACGAGUUGCAGCCUCUCUAACGGAAAAGGAACUACAAACACUGCAGCAUCCCACAAACUCGGUGAGAGAAAGUGAAACAAGCUAUUCCGCUGUUGAGACGGAUACCCUUACAAAAAAUCGCUCAACAAUCGCUUCCAAAUCGAGUGUAUCGUCUGAAACCGACCUAGAACCCAAGCGGAGCACUGUAAAUUCCGUCACGACCGACGACGAAACCUCACAUCGUGACAACCAACCAGCGCUGGCCAAGGUGACGAAGCCCUUCGAUUCCUCCCGCAAGACUGCUGCGCGACGCGUAAAGUUUGGAAAAGUUCCCACCUUGCCGCUAGUGGAGGAGGACGAAAACGAGCAUGAUGUGUACGAUUUCCUCAACUCCAGUCAAAUUGGCCAAGCGGAUGAUACGACAAAUGGUACCAAAAGUGGAACCUCCCGAAUGAAGCAAACGAAAAAAAAGAAGGAAAAAUCGGCGAAGCCUUCUCGUAAAAAGCCCGAUGUGACUCGUCUGCAAAAGAAAAAACAACCCAAUCCAUUGGGAACCAAUGCACGGCAGAUAGCGCAAUUGGUGAAAAAGAUCGGUGGUGGGCCAGUUAAAGCGCAUCCCGAACCUGUUGGAUACGUCGUUAACCUGCACCUUACUGAGUCCCCUCAGGAAGUUGUUAUACCUUCGUCUCCUGUUCGGCAAGCAGAUCCAGUUUCGACCGUCUUUCUACAGCCUUCGUCUCCCAAGCGUGCGUUAAAUCCAGCAGUAGAGCGGCUUAGGCAUUCAUCUACGGCUCAACUCGCAACUUCCACUCCAAUCACUGGUGACAUUAACUGCCUGGAGACGACAUCGAAUAUUUCACAGGCGAACGAUGGGUCGCCGUGGCGAAUGCAGGACCAAGACAUUGUGCCUCUACGAAGCGUACACGUUUCACGCAAUCGUGAUUUGUUACGGUCGUAUGAAAACGGCACAACUACUUCACCAGUCCGCCACGUGACCGAGCGGCGAAAGACUAACCGACAACAGAGUACGGGGGAAAAGGCUUCCCUUGCUAGCCCUGCCCAGGACCUGGAGGAUCGCGGCGAACCACUAUCAUUAUACAUCGCCGAGGUGGAGCGAGUGCACAGCGAAUUGAAGGCGAUCAGCGCAAUGAGCGAGAGGCUGAUCGGUGUGAUGCGCAGAUACGAGAACAACACGGACGGAAGAAACAUCUCGGAAGCACGGCAAAAACUGCGAAAAUGGUACACCCGGUCGAUGCAAUCGUUUAACCGCUCGAAAAACAUCGUUAAUCGGAUCAUUAGCUGCCCAUCUCCGUUGUCACACGAGCAGCAGAAAACUGUAGAAACAUUCAACCAAAGCACCGACAAGUUCCACUCAAUGCUUGAAGAGCUGCGCGAUGCGACGAAUCAUUCGAAUGGUGAAAAUAUGUCUCCACCUGGUCAGGCGUUGCCGGUCGGAACGGCCGACGCGGUCUCGAAAACAUCGAAAGCUCCAGCCGAUGUCAUUGAGCUUCCCGAACGUGGUCACAUAACUGUGAGAAAUCCACUGAAGCAGUUAAAUUUCUUACCGUUACCGCAGACCAACAGUCCCCUCUUGUCCCCACUGGCGAAAACACAUAACACCCCUAAAACUCCCCUUCGCCGGGAGUUGCAAUUCGAAACGCCGCCCUUUUCGGAAGGAACUCGACCGUCGGAAAAGCACGUGAUGGAAAACGAUGAGAACGACGCUUCAGUUAUGGAUGAUCAUCAUGAUGCGAGUGAUCCCCCUGAACCAAUCGAUGCCAUACCGCUGGCGACGCUGCCCACAUUGGCAGGCAUCGUGCAUUCACCGGCAAAGGAUAGUAUCUCAAACUUGUUCGGUUUCUCAGAUGAUUCCUUCGACCAACGUUCGAUUGCGACGCCAGAGUCCAGAGCGCUCAAUGUUUCGAUCAAAACUCUGAAGAAACGCUUGAAUAACAUCAAGCAGCUUCUACCCGAGCAACGGAUCACCCAACGGAGGCGUGCAGCAGUCGUAAAACCGCACGGACCAACGCGGUUCCCCUCCGUGGGUACGUUGCGUGUUUUUGCCAGUCCUGCAAAGCGGCCCCAAACUUUAAUUGGGUUCGCGGCAUCAACACCCCGGAUAGCUGUCGAAGAGACUUCUAUCGAUGACCGUUCGGAAGCGCAGGUUUCGCUUCCGAUUCCAAUGGACAAAUUGAGUGAAACGUUGAAAAACCGCUUGAACGACAUGGCGCAACAGCCCGGUUCGCCCGGAUCGCCAUUCUUCCGGCAGCGUCCACUCGAACGACCAUUAAAUCGUAAGGCAUUCCGAAGUCCCGGAAAGUGUCCGGCAGCAUCGUCUACCUUGCAAACUUCAACACCGCGUCCUCCCGAAGCGGGGGAGCCGAAACCGAGCAGUUCUCGUGACGCAGCAGUACCUGCCGCAGCCAGCGAUGAUCACGAACCACCUAACGUAUCGGCAAUCGAAGCGAAUGAAGCACAAGCGGAGGCAGAAAAUAACCGGAACAAUGAGACCCCUUCAGUCGUUCUUUUCGAGGCACCUGACGACGGGUUUGAUCGUUCAACACUUCAACGAACGUACACGCGCAUUCCGCGCCGGAGACGUGCAAAGAAUAUUUACCUCGCCAACCUGGGACUGGACGACGAUGACGACGACUCAGAGGCGGAACAAUGGUGCGGUGUAAGCUCGGACUCAGAGGCGGAAACAAAAGGCAGAAAGAAAAAAGGGCAACGGAAGCAGCAACGUAAGCCCCGAAAGAAGAAACCGGUGGAAGAGACAGAGGAGUUCAAAACCUUUGUUCAAGAGUUCAACAGCAUGUGCGAAGAUGUGGAGCGCUUCGAAGUGAUUAUCGAAUGAUAACCACGCACCGGAUACGCGACAUUACGAUUAAUCUUCCUUUCUACGAAAUGGGUCACCAGCACAAACCGUUGGACUAUUUUUCCCGGUCGGCCGCGCUUGGUGUGGUUUUUAUUUCCAAAACUUUGUUUUUUAAAAAUAAUAUUUUAUUUACUAACUGUACGAGAGUAUGAGAUGCGCUAUUUCUACAGGUCAUAAUGCGCUAUAGUCUAUAGAAAUCAAUCCUUGAAGGAUAUUUCGCAUCUUUUGCUAUUAUUCAGACGAACGAUGUAAAUUACAAAAUAAAAAUGGUGUUGUC